CCCGCCCCUCCGUGCCUGUGUGGCGCGUCGCUUCCAUUCCGCGGCGGGCUGGCGCUGAGGCUGCGCUUACGGCGGGCGGCGGACGGCGAGGGAGGAUGUGGGAGCCCCGCAAGCAGGAGAUCGGCGCCAUCUUCAAGCGGCUCCGCGCCGUCCCCACCAACAAGGCCUGCUUUGACUGUGGAGCAAAAAACCCAAGCUGGGCAAGCAUAACAUAUGGUGUGUUCCUAUGCAUUGAUUGCUCGGGGACUCAUCGAUCCCUUGGGGUCCACCUGAGUUUUAUUCGAUCUACAGAACUGGAUUCUAACUGGUCGUGGUUUCAGUUGAGGUGUAUGCAAGUUGGCGGAAAUGCUAAUGCUUCUGCGUUUUUCCAUCAACAUGGUUGCGCAUCAAAUGACGCCAAUGCCAAAUACAGCAGUCGUGCCGCUCAGCUUUACAGAGAAAAGAUUAAAUCUCUUGCAACACAAGCAACACAGAAACAUGGUACCGAUUUGUGGCUAAACAGCUGUGGAGCCCCUCUGUCACCUCAAGAAAAAGAAGAGGACUUCUUUGCAUCACACGUUUCUCCUCAGGUUAUUAGUACCCAGUGGACAUCAUUCCAACCAGAGUCAGUUAAUCUAAAUCAGAGUUCUUCAGAAAUCAAAGGAGAAUCUGAACAUGGACCAAGUGUUGAUAGUCUUAGUGUGUCUCCACAAGCUUCAUUAGCCAACUUGGAGAACGUAAAUGCUUCAGGCACCGCACCUAGCAAAGAAAUUAGCUCCAUGAUAAAGAAGAAACCAAAUCAAAUAAAAAAGGGGUUUGGGGCCAAGAAAGGUGGUUUAAGGGCCCAGAAAAUGAGCAGCAGGAGUUUUAAUGAGAUUGAAAAGCAAGCACAAGCAGUGGAUAAAAUGAAAGAACGAGAAGAGGCAAAUACCAGCAGCAGAAGUGAAAGAGAGGAGUCGCUUGCGUCAUCUUUACGACUGGCCUACAAAGAUCUUGAAAUGCAGAUGAAAGAAGAAAAUGUAAAUAUGGAUGGUAAAAAGAAAACAGAAGCAGAAAGACUUGGCAUGGGAUUUAGUAGUAUUAGAAGUGGCAUAUCCCACUCAGUCAUCUCAGAUAUGCAAAUCAUAGAACAAGAAACACCUACAGUUGCAAAACCAAGGAAAAAAUAUGAGGAGGAGGACUCUUACUUUUCUUCUCCUGGCUCAAGAUAUUUUGAUUCAGCGGAAUGGAGAAGCAGCCCUUUUUCUAAAUGGGAUGACAACUCUGAUUCUUACUGGAAGAAAGAAGGCAGCAACAGAGACGUAGAUGCCACUCUGUCUUUAAAAACUGGAGGGUAUUCAGACAGGCCUGCCUCUCGACGUAAACCUGAGCAUGACCUCCCAGCAAGCACCAGCGAGGCUCAGAAGAAAUUUGGCAAUGUUAAAGCUAUUUCAUCGGAUAUGUAUUUCGGAAAGCAAGACCAUGCUGAAUAUGAAGCUAGAUCUCGGUUAGAGAUGCUCUCUGGAAGCUCAGCAAUAAGUUCAGCAGACUUGUUUGAAGAGCAGAAGAAACAGCCAUCAGGAAGUUACACCAUUUCAAAUGUCUUGCCGUCAGCUCCUGAUAUGUCUCAGUUUAAACAAGGAGUGAAAUCAGUUGCUGGAAAACUUUCUGUCCUGGCCAAUGGAGUUAUGACCUCUAUUCAGGAUCGGUAUGGAUCUUAACCAUUUAUGUUCCACAAAUCACACACACAGAAGAAGACUUUCUUACGGUUAAUAUAUGUCUGCUGGUGACCGUACUGCAGAUCUUAAAAUAAGGCUGUGGAAUAUUUUAUUCUGAUUGAUUUGGCUCUACCAUGUGAUCUUCUAGCUCCUAGAAUGCUUUCCUUUAAUGCAGUAACUUCUUGUUUCUCUAACUUUAAUUUUAUUUCCACUGCCAAUUUGCUUAUUGUGCUGUGAAUUGUGCCUUUGUCUCUUCUCUGCACCUUGUGGAUGUGAGGCUGGACAAGGAAAGGCAAGGAGAUGAGGUAUACUGUUAGAUCUUUCACAAAGUAGGCAUAAACGCUGGCAAAAAAAUCCUGUUAAUAAGCUUUAGUUUCCUUAUAGAAAAAAGGGCCUGGCAAUAAGUCCUCAUAGUCAAAAUCUCAAGCUGGUGGUAUUGCCUGGUGUGAUUGGGAGCAUCCCUUGGGCUUGUGCCCUUCCAACAUACCUUGUGUGGAAGGUUGGGUUUAGAGGGAGAGACCCUGCAGAUAAUGUACGCAGAGUCCUCCCUCACCUAGAAGUGGAACUUGCUAGAGAACACGGGCUCAGGAGCCAAAGAAAGGAGAAAUCCUGCAGGAACAGCUCGGCUAUGGAAGCUCCCCAGUUUGGACACUGUUUUCUAGGGGCAGCAAAGGGGUAGAGAUGUGCCAUCCCAAGGGAUUAAGCAGAGGAAGGAUAUUCAGGCAGGCCCAGAGAGCAGCCACAGUCUCGCUCAGGAUUUCUUAUUCCUUAAUUUCAAAGGCAGUUUCAGUCGCACUUAAGUCUGUAGCUCAGGUGUGUUGACAGUUUUAAAGAGGGAUACUGGUGGGACAAUCCUUGACCAAAAAAUUAAACUUUUUAUUUGCUGUAGUGUUUAGUAUGAAAAUGAUAAGGAAGUAAUAUUUACAGCAUUGUCAUCUGAAUACAUUUUUUCAAGAGGCACUUACAGAAAUAAGUACUCCCUAUUUUAAGCAAAAGAGUUCAUUUUUGUGUUUCAAAACAAGUUUAUUCAUAAUGUUUCUUUUAAAUUGCAUUUUGGAUUGAAGCAGUUAAAAAUCCAAUAAGAUAAAUAUAAUGAAGAAUAACAUAUAUAUGUUCAUAUAAACAUUUCAUAGCCAAACAUACUAGUGUAAUAGAAAAUUAAAAUUUCAUAAGCAUUUAGCACAGUCCUAAGGAUUUAAAAACAAUAGCAGAAAAACAUAAAAGAUGGCUUUGGAUUGCCUAAACCAUACCAAUUCCAAGCAACCAUGACUGGAAAUAUGGUCUGAAAGAUUACGAAAGAUGACUCGGAUGUCAGUUCUGUAUCUAACUGCUGCCAAACAUUUCAACUUGUAAUAUUUUUGAAAUAAAUUGUAAUAUUAAAUGUAAAAGUUUGCAUUGUC
This is a messenger RNA of Eublepharis macularius, 3076 nucleotides long. It is a transcript of the gene ARFGAP3, whose product is annotated as ADP ribosylation factor GTPase activating protein 3. The transcript has 17 exons. Lineage: Eukaryota; Metazoa; Chordata; Lepidosauria; Squamata; Eublepharidae. The record is from RefSeq and is a predicted model, not a curated record. Gene Ontology annotation, molecular function: GTPase activator activity. The coding region runs from base 96 to 1679 and encodes 527 amino acids. Gene Ontology annotation, biological process: COPI coating of Golgi vesicle.